Molecule: messenger RNA, 1371 nt
Organism: Amborella trichopoda
Lineage: Eukaryota; Viridiplantae; Streptophyta; Magnoliopsida; Amborellales; Amborellaceae
Source: RefSeq, a predicted model, not a curated record
UGCCCUUACCCUCUUUCCCAACCCUCGUUCUCUAUUUCUCCCCAUCUCUAUCCGGCAGAAAAUGAGCUUUUUGUUUUUUUUUUUCUCUGCCCAUCAUCUCUCUCUACUCACCAUCUCUCUCUACCAACCCCCUCUCUCUCCUCUCUCUCUCUUUCUCUCUAUACCUGCACUCUCCACAGUAUUCCCACUAAAAUAUUAUCUCUCUUCAGGUUGAGGGGACCUAAAUCGGAGAUUGACAAUCUUAAGAAGUAUGUCAAUCCUCGAGAAGUGCAUGUUCAAGUGACCCAUUCGAUGCCUCCCCAAAAAGUUGAGAUCUUUAAAUCCUUGGAGGAUUGGGCAGGUCACAAUAUCUUGGUCCACCUGAAAGCUGUAGAGAAGUCAUGGCAGCCUCAGGAUUUCUUGCCUGACCCAUCUUCUGAGGGUUUUCUCGAUGAAGUGAGGGACCUAAGGAAGCAGGCUGAGGAAAUGCCAGAUGAUCACUUUGUUUGCUUGGUUGGAGAAAUGAUCACUGAGGAAGCUUUGCCCACCUAUCAGACAAUGCUUAAUACCCUCGAUGGUGUUCGUGAUGAUACUGGGGCAAGCCCAACUUCUUGGGCACUUUGGAACAGGGCCUGGACUGCUGAAGAGAACAGGCAUGGUGACCUUCUAAACAAGUACUUCUACUUAUGUGGGAGAGUGGAAAUGAGGCAUAUCGAAAAGACGGCUCAGUAUCUUAUUGGAUUCCCUCUUCUCACUGCUCUCAACAAACAAGGUCAAGAAAGACAGAGGCUAGCAGGCCAAAGAGACAUAGAAGAGAGCGAGAGGGAGAGUAUUCAGCAUGAGGACAGAGAAUGUGUCUUGUGAUAAUGGUGGCCAUCUGCAUGCUAGGCGAGGCUGCGGCAGCACGUGUGAUCAAGGCAGCAGCCCAACCAGUUGCACCACCAUCGGGAGUUCCGCGAAGCUACAAGUGCUGGAAUGCAUACAAUGAAUUCGCUUAUGAGAUACUGGCUUACUAUGAUGAAGCAAUUCUACCGAGCGAGAGGAUUUGCAAAGCAUUUGAAGCUCUCAAUCCGAAUUGCUUCCCUGCGAUGUUUAUUGACUUUGGUCUCGACUUGGGUACCGCUAAGAGACUGAAAGUCUACUGCGAUGCGGGUGCCGCUCCCGCACCUCAGCCUUCUGCAUGAUGAGUGGCCUGGAUUCGCUGUUUUGGCUAGAGAAUGGAUGGUUGAUGUGCUUUCUUUCUUCUUCUGCUUUUUUGUGAGACAUGCUCGUAGGUUUUUGCGUGGCUAUGGCUGAGGCUUCUCUCUUUCUUCUUUUUGUUGGGCUUCUGUUAUGGCAUGUUAAUGUUGCAGUAGCAAUGGAAUAUUAAUGUCGUAUGACACACUUAAAAAG